CCAAUGUAGAAUUAGGAAACGAAUUGAAAGGAUUGAAGCGACAGCAGAACUCGCUGUCUGGAAGUAUUGAUAAUAUGAAGAAGAUUCUUCACGAAACUACAGAGAAAAUGCAAAAGAACCAACUUGAGAUUCUAAAGACGCGACAAGAUAUUGCCCGGCUCGAAGCCCGUAUAGUUCAGUCAGAUCCCGAGGAGCUAAAAUCGACAAUAAAAGAUUUGGAAAAUGCCUUGGCGGCGGAUAAAUAUUCUUAUUCUGAAUUGGAAAGAAAGCUUCACAAGCUUCAGCUUAAAGUGGCUCGAGUGAAUUCGAUCCGUGAGGAAAUAAUGUCAUGUGACAACUACAUUGAUGACGUAGAAAGUGAGGGGGCAAAACGCGACAAAGCAAGCAAAGCUAUUCAGCAAAGUCAGGAUAGACUUGCACAAUGUCAUUUGAUGCUACGCGAUAAAGAAACCGAAGAGAAAUCUGCGCACAAGACUUUGGAUAUGAAUAAAGAAAAGCUGCAACGAUUGCAACAGCGAAGGCAAAGUAUGAGGGAUAUGCAUCAGAAAAAAAUUGCUGCACUUGAAGAAGAGUACAAACAAGUUAAGGAACAGGAAGUGGCCAGUCGGGAACUAGUAGAUAAAAAUAAGGAUGAUAUAACCAGGAUUGACGAAAAGGCAAAUGAAAACUAUGGAAGAAGACUGGCAACAAAGGCUGGCAACAAUCAAUGUUCG
This is a messenger RNA of Paraglomus occultum, 713 nucleotides long. NCBI's taxonomy places the organism in Eukaryota, Fungi, Glomeromycota, Glomeromycetes, Paraglomerales, Paraglomeraceae. The record is from the annotation of a GenBank genome assembly.